AUCUCCCUUACGAGAAAAAAGAAAAAAGAAAAAAAUGUAUCCCACAGAAGGCCUCAGUGCCAUCCAAUGAUAAGGCGACCCCCCCCCCCCCCCCCGCCGCCGCCGCCGCCACGUUAAACCAUGUCUCCCGACGCCGACACCGCCGAAGAAAAGGGCUUCGUCCCCAGGAUAUCUCAGCUGGAUUCUAUAAUCCUGACGGAGGAGGCAUAUUCUCUCAUCAAGAGCCAGGUGCUAUCGGCUGUGAAAUACGCUGGCCAGAAUGUCCUGACGAAGCUGGAACCCGAGAUCGAGGCCGGCCUUCGAUACGUCUUGCUUCGCUACACGGUCCAGGAGGCGAGGCGUUCAGUGGGCCAGCAGCUCCUGCAGAUUAAGUACGAGGACUCGGUUCCCGUCAGGAGGUUGAGGCAUUAUGUCCGUCUGUUGGUAUUUGUGAGAUGGAUUAGGCAGAGAGCCGGAGAUGUGGCAGCGGUAUUUUUCAAGAAUGAGAACGCUAGAGUUAUUGCCAGCCGGGUUGUAAACCAGGUCGAAAUACUGUACAAGAUGGCUGAGGUGAUGAAUCUCCUAGUGUUUCUACACCAGGGUGUAUAUCCGUCUGUCAUUGAGAGGGUGCUCGGGCUGAAACCAGUUUCUUCGAGCGUUGGAAAUGUGCGGACAAUAUCGUAUGUGUAUUUCACACGAGAACUGCUGUGGCAUGGUUUUGCGGAACUUUUGGCUUUUGUUCUGCCAUUGAUCAACCUCCAGUAUUUUCACAAUGUGGUCCGAAAAAUGUUACCAAGCUCUGUUGAUGAAGAGGAUGACGAUAAUGACAUACAACAGGAAAUUAAUUUUAAUCAUCAGACCACUUGUGUUGUAUGUAACAGCCUUCCCAUUCUACCCCACAAUUUUGGAUGUCAGCAUUUAGCCUGCUAUUACUGUAUUCAUUCCAGUUAUGUGUCAGAUCCUACAUUCACUUGUCCUUUAUGUGAUCAUACAAUAGAGAGUAAAGUGCAAAUUAUUCCUAUGUACACAGUGGAAAGUUGAUCCAGGCCUGUAUUAGUCAUGUAUUUUCUGAUAGGAGUUAAUGUUUGUUAAUGAUUUUUGUUUACUUUGCUAGUAUUUGUAAAUAAAAAUGGCAAGGCAGGUAAGCAUUGAAAAAUAGUAUUAUAAAUGUUAAUGUUAAAUAAUAUCCUUUUAUCUGAUGCAAAUAUGAAAUAUAAUGUAGGCUACAAUCAUUAUUUUUUUAAUCAAAUCAUUUAUUUUUGUAUGCUUUUUUCUAUAUAUACACUUUUAAUGUGACAUAAAUUACUACUAAAAACUAGAGAUUAAUGGCAUGCUCUGAUAAUUGAAUGGGAUACACACACACACACACACACACACACACACACACACACACACACACACACACACACACACACACACACACACACACACACACACACACAUAUAGUAGACACUUUUUUUUUACGAUAGUCUCUCGGACAAGGAAAAAGUAAUUGCAGAGGAAGUAUGUUUCACUAUAUUAUUCUCCUCAACAGUCAUCAUCAUCAAUUAUUUCUAAAUAAUAUUAUAUGGUACCAAACUAGAAAGUUUGGCUUUCAUUAAAAGUAUGCUGAUUAGUACUUCAUAGUCAUUCAUAGCCAGUAUCAACAAUAAACAUCUAAUAGUUUAAUGUUUGUGAAUAUAAUUUUGUGCUAAAUGUAAAAUCAAAAAUAAAACAAAACAGAU
This is a messenger RNA of Penaeus chinensis, 1704 nucleotides long. RefSeq names its product peroxisome biogenesis factor 2-like. Gene Ontology annotation, biological process: protein import into peroxisome matrix. Gene Ontology annotation, cellular component: peroxisomal membrane. The record is from RefSeq and is a predicted model, not a curated record. NCBI's taxonomy places the organism in Eukaryota, Metazoa, Arthropoda, Malacostraca, Decapoda, Penaeidae. Gene Ontology annotation, molecular function: zinc ion binding.